UUUACCAUUUAUGUCGCAGUUCACUCGUUAGAAUGUUACUUAAAGGUGUUCCAAUAACAGCGCUGUUAUUAUUCGUGUCAAUUGGCAGAGGUGACGAUGGAUUCAAAGCUGAGACGAGGCAGUUUCCUUUUUCUGCACUCAUCGUUGCAAAUUACAACAAUUCAAUAAUAAAUAAUCUCGGUGAAUGGGAUUGCAGCGGCGCUAUAAUCAGCGAUAAAUUUGUGAUCACAGCUGGACUUUGUGUUGAAGGAAUUCAAAAGUUUAGAAUCAAACUUGGUGAGAAAGGCGAAGUACGUGACAAUGAAGAUGAAUAUAUCUACGACCACAUCAUUCAUACAAAACCAAUUUACUCCAUAAAUCAUAUAGUGGCCCUGAUCGCGUUGAAUCCAAUAUGCAAUUUCACUCCCGCAAUUCAACCAGUACGCAUACCAGUCAAUCCAGCUAACGUAAAUAAUUGGUUGAUUGUAGCCGGAUGGAAUGCAAAUAAUGAAAACGAUUUAGAGCUUCAAUGGUUGCCUAUGCGAGUCAUAAGCGAUGCAGACUGUAAGGCUGUAUACCCUGCGAUCGAUAUGAGUACUGUGAUAUGUGCUCGAACGGACGAGGUCAAUGGUAAACAUCGCAGUUUAUGUGGGUCUCUCGGUUCUGUUCUCGUAGCUGAGAAUAAUACGCUACUAGGAAUUUCCAUCUGGCAGAUUUUCUCACCUUGUCAAGAUGGACCACAAAUAUUUGCGAGAAUUAAAUGGUUUAAUCCUUGGAUUAGCGCAGCCUUUGAAAUAACCCGCGGUUAGUCAACUAGAUUAUAGUCUGUUUUUGACCGUUUGAGAAAUCAAAAAAUAGAAAAUUUGGACAAUAUAGUAAAAUCGAAGAACUCACGAA
Messenger RNA from Bradysia coprophila, 876 nucleotides. Its product is annotated as collagenase-like. Gene Ontology annotation, biological process: proteolysis. Lineage: Eukaryota; Metazoa; Arthropoda; Insecta; Diptera; Sciaridae. The record is from RefSeq and is a predicted model, not a curated record. Gene Ontology annotation, molecular function: serine-type endopeptidase activity.